Messenger RNA from Sitophilus oryzae (rice weevil), 1553 nucleotides. RefSeq lists its product as uncharacterized. Lineage: Eukaryota; Metazoa; Arthropoda; Insecta; Coleoptera; Curculionidae. The coding region runs from base 591 to 1511 and encodes 306 amino acids. The transcript has 5 exons. The record is from RefSeq and is a predicted model, not a curated record.
UAGCUAUGACUAGAAUAUAUAAACAAGGCUAUUAUAUGAUCUACUGCAGGACAGUUUGUUUCGAUUUUUUCCACAUUCAAAUUUUAAAAGCCAUUACCGGUCUUAAAAGUCAUAACUGCUAUUCAAUCUUAAAAUGACGUAAAAUAUCUUGCCAAAAAAAAUGUAGGUCACAGAAAUUAAUCUUUAGACUUCAAUAAACGGUCCUUUUAUUUGUAAGAAAAAGAGGGUACAGUGAGCUAAACUUUGUAUCAUUGUUCAAGACCAUCAUUCAAAUUUCAUUGAUUGAAUUCAGAGUAGUCAUUUGAAGUUUUGAUUGUCGUUGAAAAAAAAUAUUAAUACAUUCCUGAGCUUGAUAUCACAGACCCUUAAUAUAUAAUAGAACUAUUUCGAUAUAUCGACAAUUUCUUUCGAUGUAUUUAUUGAUAUAUCGAAACAAAAUAUUGAUAUAAAUAUAUCGAUAUAUUUUAGAAAUUAUAUCGAUAUAUCGUCGCCAUCCCUACUGACGGCCAGCUGGUCAGCUGUUUUUUAAAGGUUAAGUUUGAAAUGUUUAUGUUUAUCCAUUUUAAAAUAUUCUCAAUUAUUAUAAUAAAAUGGUUCAGGGAAAUGAAAGAAGGUGUUAUGUAUGUAACCGAAAAAAAACUCCCGAACUAACUUUCCACAAGUUUCCAAAAAACCCUUCUGCUCGUGAACCCUGGUUAAAGUUCUGUAAAUUAGAGAUUGAUAUUGACUACGAAUACAUCAAGUAUAUAGCUAUAUGCUCAUGUCAUUUUACACCUGACGAUUAUUUAGAACCAAGAGCCAAGGAAUUGGGGAAUAAUUUAAUCUUGAAGCGUGGUAGAUAUCCUACAAUUAAGGCACCGAAACCCAAAAAGAGAUUGGCAAGACAAGAUGCAUCAUCAAUACCAGAAAAUAUGCAAAAUAGUGAACCUACUGUAACUAAACACAUUUCAACACAACAAUCACAGGUGAUUUUAGUGCAGCAAAGCAAUGUAUCUACUUCUUCACAACUGCCGCAAUUACAACCUAAACCAAAAUUACAUCGGAAAAUGCAUCAUAUACUACCAAAAUCUGAUCAUUCUCCACAGCUUUUAAUAUAUAACACUGUCCCAGUGUUACAAGUAGGUACAAUUCCAACUCCACAAAUGCCACAAAAAUCUCCCAUUUCAACUCCAACAGUGCCAAAUGAAUGUAAGAUCAAAAUUGGAGCUACCGUGGUCAGCAGCAGCGAACAACCAAAGAUACUCCCUUUCAGCACUCUAAAGGGGCCGCAUGAUAGAUUACCCAGAUUCGUGGGUGAUAUAACUAGUAAGCAUCUGAAUACUUUAGAGGACGCUAGAUGGUGUUUUAAUCUGGCAAAAACAAAAUUAUCUCAGCAGACAAAGAAAAUUAAAAUGCUGCAUCAAUCUAAAUUGAGGCUCACGAAAAAAGUUAAGAACUUGGAGGCUUUAGUCAAUGUUCUUAUGAAGAAUGAAAAUCCUGAUAAUGAGACAAUUGAAGUGAUACACGAAUAAGUACUUCCCAUAAUAUGAUUUUGUAAUGACGUUAACUUUCAA